GGAAGAAGAGGAGAGGAGGCGGAGUAAGAAGCAGUAAUAGAAAAUCGUUUUCCUUUUCGAUAUGCAACUGACAAAAGGUCUGUCGGCAGGUUGAUGUGCAGCGAGGUGCUGGUAGAGUGACGGUGAUGUUCAGGUGUGGUGGACUCAUGUUGGCUAAAUGUGCCAUGAAUCCGGCAUCAUGUUGGGCUGGAUAUAGAGGGAGAGCUUCACCUGCUGGGAGCCUCAGACUGGUCCAGAGCCUCAGACUGGUCCAGAGCCGAGCUCAUAGCAGCACCCCGCACGUCACUACAGGCAAGCUGCUGCGGAUUGGGGUGGAAAAGAAAGCAGUGAUCUGCAUUGAGGGGAACAUAGCCAGUGGGAAGACGACAUGUCUGGAGUAUUUCCAAAAAACUAGCAAUAUAGAGGUCCUUACAGAGCCGGUCUCUAAAUGGAAGAAUAUCCGUGGACACAACCCUCUGGCUCUGAUGUACCAAGAUCCUGAGCGUUGGGGCAUCACACUGCAGACAUAUGUUCAACUCACCAUGCUGGACAGACACCUGUCAGCCAUGACAGCCCCUGUCAGGAUGAUGGAGAGGUCCAUAUUCAGUGCCAAGUACAUCUUUGUGGAGAAUCUCUUCAGAAGUGGGAAAAUGCCAGAGGUGGACUAUGCUGUUCUCAGCGAAUGGUUUGAUUGGAUCACAACUAACAUUUCCAUUCCUGUUGAUCUUAUUGUCUACCUGCAGACAUCUCCUCAGACCUGCCAUAAGAGGUUAAAGCAGAGAAGCAGAGAGGAGGAGAAAGUCAUUCCAUUGGAGUAUCUUGAGUCCAUCCACCAGCUGUAUGAGGACUGGCUCGUCAAGCAAAACUCCUCCCCUCUUCCUGCUCCUGUGCUGGUAAUUCCUGCUGACGGUGACCUCCAAAAGAUGCUGCACCAGUACGAGGAAAACCGUGACAAGAUCUUAGCUGGAAGCUAUUUCUGAUACCCAAAAAUUCAGUAACACACAUACAUAAACACACACACACAGAAUUCUAUGAUUUGGAUUAUCAUUUUUUAUAAAUUUGUCUUUACAUGGGACAAAUAAGUAACUUUUAAUUAAAAAAACUUCUUGUUAAAUUUAUUCUCAGAUCUACAGGGUUGAAAUGCUUCAGAAAAAGAACUAACUCCAGACCAGGUAAAAUAAUCAACUGAGCCUCAGCUUUCCAUUAAGACACUUUAGAGUUCCUUAACAGAAUCUGAAAAACUCAAGUGUUUGUCAGAGCUCCUCAGUCUUACACUUUGAACGGUGAGGUUUAACUGAUUAUACAAAACAAUAUAUACGUUCUCUUUUUAUUUCACUCUAAUGUAAUGCACUUCAGCAGUAUCCUCAGAACUUACAUUGAGCUGUCACCCAGAUAUUGUCUUUGAUGUGUUUGGGUUCUAAACCUCAAUGAGUCGGAUCACAGGAUGUGGUCAAUGCAGAUUGCAAUUCUUGAAAAGGGGACCUCAGGUACAUGUGUCAAUAACGACCACCAUUCAACCUGCUAAAAAUAAUAAAUUUUUAUUUAAACUGUGA
Molecule: messenger RNA, 1532 nt
Organism: Anoplopoma fimbria (sablefish)
Lineage: Eukaryota; Metazoa; Chordata; Actinopteri; Perciformes; Anoplopomatidae
Gene: tk2
Product: thymidine kinase 2
Exons: 10
Coding region: 126-959 (277 amino acids)
Cellular component (GO): mitochondrion; cytoplasm
Molecular function (GO): deoxynucleoside kinase activity
Source: RefSeq, a predicted model, not a curated record